GUCAAGACUCUUAUUUUGACAGCAGCUCUGGAAAAGCUCCGUUUUUGUUGCCUUUGCCUAUUAGCUCGACAGUGGUGCUGCUGCUGAGCCUCUCGGCAGUUGUGUGUAUAUGCGUGGAUGGUGGACUGUUCCCGGUGGAAAAAAAACCCGACCCCCGGGGCCCGCAUUAAAAUGCCUCAUCGCCGCGUGUAAACGGGCGAAACUUCGCGGAGGGGAGAGAGUUUAGAGGCAGGUUUUUUUUAGAGGAAAAAUAGAGGCAGGAUGUUGCAAGUUUUAGCUUGUGGCGCCGUAGUUUUCCCCGGUCUCUUCUUCGCCUUUAGGAAAAUCCUGCCGUGUGUGUUCAAACACUGGAGCGAUGCCGAUGUGGUGCUGGUCAGCGAGAGACUGGUGUCCUCCAUCCAUGCCGUCAUGGCCACCACGGUAGGAGUCAUCGUUGUGGCAUCAUGCCGGGAGAGCGUCAUCAACGACAGGCACUGGCUGGCCACCUACUUUAUCAUCUGGUACGGUGGGCCCUACAUGACGUACGACAUCUUCGCCAUGUACCUCAGUCACUACCACCGCUUCCGCGUCAAAGGCCACGAGGACUACAAGCGGCAUUCACUGAAGACCGUGAACUCCUUCGUCCACAGAGAGUUCCUGCUGGUGUUGCAUCACAUCGCCCUGCUCACUAUCCUGCUGCCUGUCACACUGUUCUGCAGAAGCGAUCAGGGGGAUUUCUUCGUCGGCUGCUUGUUUCUAACGGAGCUCAGCACACCCUUCGUCUCCCUGGGGAAGAUAUUUAUUCAGCUCAACCUCCAGGAAUGCUGGCUGCACAAGGCCAAUGGCGGUAUGGUACUUCUCACCUUCCUUCUGUUCCGCAUCGCCCUCUUCCCCUACAUGUACUGGGUGUACGGCCGCCACUACGGCAUCCCGCUCUACAGCGUGCCCGUCCACCUGCCGCUGUCCACCAACCUGGGCAACCUGUGCAUCCUGGCGCCGCAGGUCUACUGGUUCGUCCUUCUUUGCCGAAAGGGCUACCGUCUCUACCGGCGCAGCCGCAUGCCAGACUCGCCUCCCGCGGCCACCGUCACUGACAAUUCUAAGGAUGAUUGAUAUCCGGUUCACGUUUUUGCCCGCUCAAGCCGCACACUCAGCUACUAACGCAACUACUUCUGCAAAAGGCAUUAGUUUGACUUAACACAUUUCAAACCCCACCAUUGUACUGUAGUACACCAGGACUGCCUGCUCUUGUCCAACAACUCCUGGGCAUUUUUUUUUUUCGCACACUUUAAAAAUCCUCCGUUACAAAAAUCUGCAGCCUAAAGUGGACCUCUCCACCGAUACAGCUCUACUACUGAAGUUUGAUGAUUUGCUUUUUAUUUUUUGGGGGGGGCAGGGGGGGGAUUUUGGCUCUUGCCUGGAUCUUGUUGAAGUGCUACACACUGCGUCUGUCAACAUUUACAACAUUGAAGAAAGGGUCGUUUUUGCUUCACUGAGAGAGAAUCCGUGGAGUAAAAAAGAAAGCGAAGAAGAAGCUUCCAUGAGAGAGAGAGAGAGAGACAUUAUCCUUUCCCUUACUCCUACUGUGUUUACAGCCUCUGCUGACUUUGAAGGUCUGUUACAGUGUUUGUGUGAGUGGCUGCUACGACAGGUUGUAUUUAUUGGAAUGAUUCUUUUUUUGCUGGACAGUUGCGUUUCCUUUGCCCAUCCAUCCACUGAUCACACCGACGGGAAAGGUUAGGAAUGGCUGCGGGUAGGGGAUGCAUAUUCAGGCAGUAUUGGCAGGCAAAUACAUGUCACCUCAUUCACUUUUGAGAGCUAGAAACAGCUAACACCCCCCGUUAAUGUGACUUUUCACUUAUCAUUUUUCUUUGUAGCGUCCCAUAGAGCAUGUUACAGUGGCAUCGAUCCCAUUUCCCCCACAUUUACGUCCGUGGCUCACUUAUUUUCCAGAAGCCACCCCCCCCCCUCCCCAACACAGCAGGGUGCUAGCUCUGUAUGCAUGGUGUGUACCCCCCUGGGUUUAAUGCUGCACUCGUGUUCUUGGGAAUACUUCCACUUCCAUUUUAGGAAAGCUUUUCAGGAAUUCGGUUCGGCAAUAAUCUCCGACGUCGGAGUUGGAGAAUGGUGGCACCAACAAAGGGAUUACCUCAGUUGUGGAAACCAUUCUUCAUUUUUCACAAAGUUUCAUUUUUCAUGAUAUGCAUGGCAUUAAACAAGUCCGUGCUGGAUUUCUUCUUUUUUAGGAUGAUACGACAAAGUUCAGUCAAGACCUCAAGUGAAUCUCCUUUGGAAGAAAACAUAAAACAUACUGACCAGGCUGCUCUCGAUGUCUAAAAAAAAACAAACAAUGUAACGCGAUGAUGGGAUGAGAUUAAAAAAAAAUAUCAAUUGCAAGGAUUUUAAUUUCUGCCAGGUUUAUAUCAUUUGCAUGUGUGAGGGUUAGCUGGGUUGGUGAGAGAUUCAUCUUUUGAAUCCACGAUCUCUAUCUGACACUGAAACGCUGGCAGCCAGAGCCGAUGUAGGGCAGCAUGACUCAUGGUCAGAUGUUGAGGAUGUUGGGAUAUUUUUUUUUUGGGAGUGGGGGGUGGGUGGGGGGCGUGGUGAUGCCUAAUGUGGGAUGAACUCAGGGCCAAGGACGGAGCAAUAAGGUGAGCAGAGGCUCGCCGGGGCAAACUUAAACAGAGGAUUGAAGUCUAUGAGCGAUCAGCCACAAAAAGAAAGGAAAGACGGAUAUCAGGAAGUGAUUGUUCCUGUUUAUCCUUAACAUGUCAACUGUUUAGUUCCCCAGAGGCUCUACAGAUCUAUAUGCACUUGUGUACUUCGCACAGGGCUGUAUAUACUGAAUGUUUUUAGAGAUCUACAUCAAGUUUUAGUUUCAUCACGAAAUCAAAAACUAGUUUUAAAACUUAACAUAUAUCUAUAACAUCGUGAUUAGACCUGAUAGGACCUUUUUCUUUUCUUUUUUUUUUAAUCAUGCAAAGCAAUCUUUGUCGUUGCUGUAUUCACAGUUGCAUAAAGACAUUAAAUCUUAAAGGCAUUUAUUAGAGAACAUCACAUGCUUGGGGAUAUUCUUUCUUCAUAUCAAAGAUUAAAUAGAAGGUAUUCUUUUCUUGAGGUUAAUUUAACUCUAAAUAUUCUUGGGUCAUUCAAGCUUCAUAGUGGACUAACUGAUUUAAGAGUGGGUUUAUGGCCUUUUUUAUGUCCUGCAAAUUCAAUCUAUGCAAGAAGAGGCUGCGGUGCAUGUAGACAACACUAAUGUCAAGUCCUUUAGGAUUGACCCACGCCUCAGUUUGUUGUUUAUUUGGGGACCAUCCAUUUUAUUUCUGCUGUACAUUUCUACUGGGACUACACACUACAGGUCAUGGUCUCCUGUUGCAUUUUUUGCUUGUCUUUUUAAAUUGACCUUUAGUGGUGUUGUGAUUCAUUUAAAUUCAUGUAAUGCUGAAAAGAAAAACAAGUGUAUAUUGAUCAUAAGUAAGGGUUUUUGUAGCAUACACCGACACGUUUACAACUGCAGCUCAGUUGACAGACAUGUUGAGUUCUCUCGUUUGGACACUGACCUGAUGGGGCUCCUCUCUUUAUCUGAAAAAAAAAAAAAAAGUUUGCAUGCAACUAAUAAGAAAAUCGUUGGAAAAUAGAACUGACACGGCUAACGAGCUCUACAGGUUUUGAUGAUAAAAUGACUGCAAGGCAGGCAGCUGCAUUUUUAAGAGGCAGCAAACGGCUUUACCUUUUAUCCACAUCUGUUUUGUUUUUUUUGGUUUUUUUUAAUGUUUCCACACGUCUCUUCCUCAGAUGCUCUUGUGUCAUGAUCGCCAGUUUGGUUAAAAGUUAAAGCGAGCCGAUUGCUACUGUGAGUCCAGUGUGGGAUCAUCGUGAAUGCUGACAUGUAGUGACACUGGUACACGUAGAGACAGGACGCACAACUGACUCAGUCAUGUCAGUUUACACGACUAUGUCUAUGGAACAGUUUGUGACAUUACCUAACAGCAACCACCAUACAGCCACUGGUCCCACCAGACGGCCGAGCCCGUUAGAGGCAAAUCCCCUUGAUGAGUUGAGUGAGGGUGAGGUUUAACUUUUCUAUUGUUUCCUUCUUUCAUAAGUUACAUAGUCUCGCUUCAAAGAAGAUCAUCGUGUGGAGGAUCUUGUUGCUCUGCGCUGUGGUUUGAAAAACAUUGGGUAUCCCAUGUCCGGUGGGAAGCAGCAGCAGCACCGGCGUUGUUUGGGAGAAAAGGCGAUGAGUCGUCUUGUCUGUAUAGACUGACAGCCUGUUUGCUGGCAGGCAGCAU
Molecule: messenger RNA, 4274 nt
Organism: Anarrhichthys ocellatus (wolf-eel)
Lineage: Eukaryota; Metazoa; Chordata; Actinopteri; Perciformes; Anarhichadidae
Gene: tlcd3a
Product: TLC domain containing 3A
Exons: 5
Coding region: 262-1092 (276 amino acids)
Biological process (GO): lipid homeostasis
Cellular component (GO): endoplasmic reticulum; membrane
Source: RefSeq, a predicted model, not a curated record